AUGCCGUUAGAGAGCGAGAAGGCAUUAACUCCGAAAGAAGCCCGGAGCUCCUCGACGGUCAUUGGGGGCCCCAACCAACUCAGCCCUUCGCCGGAUGAACGGGCACCCCCUUCUAGUGCAGCAGCAAAUGCUGCGGCAAUAUCCCCUGCAGGGGCUGCUGUUUCAGCCGAUGGAGAUGACCUGCUAAGGCGCAUGCAGUCUGUUCUAGAUGAGGAUGAUAGCGUGGACAUGCUGAUGCCUUCGCUUCCCACCGUCCCCGUGCUGCCCACUACCAGCAACUCUGGGACCUCGCGCGAGUCACCUCCUGGAGCACAAGCCUUUGAGGCUUCUGGAACCGUUUCUGGUCUGUUGGGAUGCACAGGUCUCACCAGAGGAGGCACAAGUUUGGACGAGUCAGCAGCUGCAGAUGUACCAGACGUGAGAUCCCGAAACCUAGGGCUAGGUCUUGCUGCCUUACACAAGCUGCAACAACAGCAGCGCCUGGCACAGGAACUGCAACAGCAGCAGAAUAAGAAGCAACAACGGCAACAACAACCGAAACUGGCGGAUUUUGUUGCAAACCCGGAUACCCACGUUGGUCAGACGAGCGAGCACCUGACUUCACAGCAGAGUGUGCAACAGCAGGAACAGCCUAACAUAAUUUCAACCUCUCUGCAUUCUACGGAGCCUUUUGAGGACACCGGAGAAGCCUCCAUAAUCAACAGUGACGGGUCCAAUCAUGCGCAGGCGCAACUUAAGGUUGAACAGGAACCACAGCAGCAGAAACAGCAGGGACUGCAGCUGCAGCAAAAGGUGGAGCCGGGAAGUCUACCCCAGGGGAUUGUCUAUCCCCAGUUGUCGGAGCCUUCUACGGAUUCUGCAACAGCUAAUGUUGGGGCAACAGUCGAUGCAGAGACAGCAGUAGCAGCACCCACAGCUCUUGCAACAGCGGCUGAAGCCGAGGACCCAACGGAUAUGGAGAUUGACGAAGUGAGGGCGCCCGUAGGUGCCGCAGCAGCGUCAACAGUAGCGAAGGCGACACCAGCAAUUGCAGCGACGGAGAAGCAGAGCACCAAGGAGUCACUUGAUGCUUGCUGCGCUGGAGUUGCAGCAACAGCUGUAGCUGCAGCAUCACGUGCCGGCAUACGUACUACCACCACUGCGGAGCAGUUGAUGCUGUCUGCGGUACCGGAUAGGCAAGAGCGUUGGCAGUGGGACAUUCUUUCUUUUGCUGGUGUUGGCAGUUGCCACGCGAAAAAAGCAGGAGCUGCAGCAAGAGGCUCAGCAGCGGCAACUGCAGGUCCACAGGAAGUAGCCGCUUCAGUAGAAUUAGCAACGGCAACCACGGAUGCACGGAUAGCCUCUGAGUUGCCAUCAGCAGUAGAUGGGAGCUUGGUGCGCAGCGGAGUCACCGCCGCCCUCCCUGUUGCGGCUGCUGCUACUGUUGCUUGUUUACCUCCGCCUACGCCGGAAGAGGAGGUAGCGCUGAUGGCUGCAGGGGGUGUACACGGCCCUGAAGAGGCAGUAGUAGUUGCGGAAGCGGAAGCAAUGGGGGAGUUUGUACAGACUUUGCAGCAGCAGUUGCGGCAGCUGCAGCAGCCUCAGCAGUCGCAGCAGCAUCCACAGGGGCUUGAGGACACCCGCCCUGCUGCUGUCGAGGCCCUGGGAAGAAUAGAGGAGAGGCUGCGCCUGGCAUUGGAGGCAGUCGAUGCGGAUGUGGCAGCACUGCAGCGAGAGGCCGCAGCAACAGCAGCAGCGACGGUUGCGUUUGCCCCCGACGGUGCUGACGACCCUGGGCAACAGCAGCAGCAGCAACAGCAACUACAGCAGCAACAACAAGAAGAACAACAACAAGAACAACGACAACAAGAAGAAGAACAACAACAACAAGAGCAACAACAACAGCGCGAGAUAGAGGCGUCCCACGGCGACGAAGUGGAAAUGGAAGAUGAGGAGGGAUUCAAGGGUGUGGACACGUUAGAGGGCACCAAUGUAGCAGCAGCAGGGGGCUCAGUGGCGUGCGGACCAGCAGUCUGGUCUCACCCCUGUAGAGCUUUGCUGCGGGCGGCGCUGCAGUCAGCCGGGCGGCAGCUGCCCAGGGGCAAAAGGAGGGGAGCCCGCGGUGCCCCCCGGGAAUGGGGGGAAGCACAGCGACAUCGGCCGCCGUUAGACGUGUUGUGCCUUGCUGCUUCUCAGACCAAGGCAGAAUGCAGCCUCACCCCAGAAGAGGCUGCUGCUGCGGCGGCGGCGGCAGCUGCAAUUGCAGCGACAGCUGCAGCGAACGGGUCCGAGGCGGCAGCUGCCGCCGCCGCAGCAGCAGAGGCGUUGCUUCCAGUGGGUGUAGCAGCCACAGCAAGUGAAGGGGUCAGGAGAGUUCCCUGGCUACCCGCUGAGGGCCCCAUGUUUGAUAGUUUGGCCGCAGCAAACCAGUCGCAGGCAUUUGCUGCUGGGCUUCCGCUGCUGCGGGAGAUAUGCCGCGUUGCCACUGUGGAGCUGCGCGUCCCGCAGCCUGCUGCCGUCGCUGCUGCUGCUGCUGCCGCUUCACCGGCUUUCGUUCCUGCUGCUGGUGAGCCCAUUGGUAUUGCCGGCCUGCGGCGACUUGGGCUACCUGGAGAGCAUCAGCUGCAUCGGAGAGGCCCAAUGUGGGUGCCGCCUGCCCCCGCAGAGGAUGAGGAGGAGGGUUGCUCUUCCCGUUCUACUGCUGCUACUUCUGUAUCUGCUGCAUGCAACGAGCAGCUUGUGCUCUUCCUAAGGCGAGACCUCUUCCCGAACGAGCUCCUGCAGCAAUUGCAGCAGCAGCCAGUGUGCUGCAAGGCGCAGUUGCUGCUGCCACCUGGAUAUGAAAAGGGGAUCAAACACCAGAGCACACCUACAACGAACGACGGGGGCACCCAGGGACCGCUUUAUCCUAUAUUGAGGCUGCGGAGGCUUUGUGGACGCCGGUCGACGUCUACUUUCGACCCAGCUGCGACAAGAUCAACGGAAGAAACGGCAGAAGCUGUCCCUGGGCAAACAACAACUGCAGCAGGGGAAGCAGCCGAUACAGCAACAGCAGCAGCUGCGCUGAGUUCAGAUGAUCUGAAUGGGGUUCCAAAGGGGAACACUGGGUCUCCUUUGACAGUGGAUGACGCGCUAAAGUUCAUCACCCAGCAGCAGCAGCGGCAGCAGCAUGCACUCGAGCAUCUGCUGCAGCAGCUAAAGAGUUUGUGCCGAGGAAUAUCAAUGCAGCAGCUCGUCCUGCUGGCGUCUGCUGUAGAUUCCGUAAGCGCAGAAGAUGCAGCAGCUGCAGCAACAGCAGUUGGGGACCCCGAUACUGCUGUGUUCUCAGAUAAGAACAAUCAGGUAGACACCCCAGUGGGGUCAGCAACAGCAGCUACGGCCGAUGGUGGAAAUGAGCAACAGCAGGAGCAGCAGCAACAACAGCUCACGCGGCUCCAGAAACUGCAUGAGUGGCUGUCUGUGUUUCCACGUUACGGGGUUCCUGCGGGACGUGCAGUGGCGCUGCUGGCGGCGGCAGGCGAGCAGCAGCAGCAACAGCAGCAGCCUGAGGGGGCGCCGGUAGACAUUCAGCUAACCUUCAGCAGCCUCAUGCCGUACCCGGACGAGGAUCCUGGAGUUGUUGUUGCAUUCGCGUUUCCAUAUAAGCGAGGUCCCCAGGAGCAACCGUGGACAUGGGACCUGCGGCUGUUGGAGGGGGGCCUACGUGGCCCACAAGGGGUCCCUGAAUGCCCCCACAGCCUGCGAAAAGUGCAGCAGCAAAUAUCGCAGAGGCAACAACGGCUCACCUUUCUCCUGCGGCAGCAAAAGAUCGUCUGCAAGGCAAUGUACAAAGCUUGGAGGUGCUGGCGUCGUCAGCUGGAGAGGCGGCGGCUGUUGCUGGGCGAUGCCUUUGGUUGGGGGGUGCUUCCGGUACGGGCCUUAGACCACCCGUCGCUUUUGAUGGCGCUGCCUGCGGGCUUCCGCCAGGGCAGCCCGAAGGAGCCCUACGAGAAACAGAGCCAGCGGGAGCAUGCUGAAGAGGCCAGUGCUGCUGCUAGUGACCGCAACAACCCAAGGCGGCAACAAGACGCUUCUGGUCGGUGGAGGCCACAGAGACACACAUACACACAUACGUACACGUACACGCACAUACGUUGGACAACGUUGUAG
Molecule: messenger RNA, 4128 nt
Organism: Eimeria maxima
Lineage: Eukaryota; Apicomplexa; Conoidasida; Eucoccidiorida; Eimeriidae
Exons: 2
Coding region: 1-4128 (1375 amino acids)
Source: RefSeq, a predicted model, not a curated record